GGGGGGGGGGGGGGGGCAGGCCGGGCGGGCGGCGCGGCGGUGCUGCGAGGGGAGGGAAGGCCUCUUCCGCCGGCGGCUGGCUCAGGUGAGAGGGGGGGUCCCGGUGGGCGUCGGGGUCGCGCUCCGGCUCGCUCCUAUUGUCACUCUCAGCGGGCUCCGGCCAUGGCACUCACUCACACACACUCACUCACUCACUCACAACCGAGAGUGCUGCCACCGCCCCCCGGCCCGCGGCCCGCCCCCCGCGCCCGCCCACUGGAGCCUGCCGCCGGGACGCGCCGCCUCAUUGGCGCCCGCCGCCGCCGCCGGGACAGCCGGGAAAGCGGAGCGCUGCCGGAGGAGGAGGAGGAGGAAGAGGAGGAAGAGGAAGAGGAAGAGGAGGCGGUGCCGGCCGGGGCUGCGGCGGCGGCGGCGGCCGGCGGCUCGUCGUCGGCAUCGCGCUUCUCGUGCCUCUGCGGGCCGGACGAGCGCUGGCCGCCGCCAGAGCGAAGCCCGUCGGCUGAGAACAGUAGAUAACUUUCAAAAUACAGAUUUCAAAGUAUCUAAAGUCAUGAGGAUGCAAGACUUGGAAGAAAUGCAUGUGCUGAGAUCCGGGUAGGACAGAACACCACGACAGCAAGCUGAGGCCAAGUGAUCAGCGGCAGUAACUGAAGCUAACCCCGCUCCACUCCCACCAGCCAACAUACCUGUGCCAGUUUACAAACUGGUACAGAACAAGGAAACAGAAAACAAGAAGUUACCAAAGAUCCUUACAAUCCGCUAGCAGGUUAUCUGCAAAUAAUUCUGAUAAGUAACCAAGGAACGGAGCACUGUAUAAUCACCUAACAGACAGCUGUAAGUUCAUAGACUGAAUUGCUACCUUUAGCUGUUAUCUCCACACUCACUUUCGCCUUCCUUUUUUCCAUGGCACUUGAAAUCCCCAAAUCCAUUGGUUCCUGCAGGGUAGAGGUAGCAGUACUGGCUUGACCAGUGGCUCUCCUCACUGCUAGCAGAAGUUAAGAAUACCCAGUCCCUGUGAGCAAACACCUUCUGCCUCUCUUGCAAACUUCGCUGCCAAAUUGCUCAUCUUGCAGACAAACAGGAACUGGCUUUCAUGCUUGAAGGGUGUUUAUGUCUUGCAUGAUUUAUUCAAGGUCCUAUCCUGCUUUCAUCAAGCUCAAGAACAAGCCAUUACACGUACUUCAAAGGUAGAGGGUCUGACUUCUUAGUCGAGGAGCUUCCCUGGACAGACACCCUGUCAGAAGGUUGGCAAGGGCCAACCUCCCUUUUUUCUUCCCUCUCUGCUUUCCACCACCCACUUGGUGUAAUAAGAAGUGCAGAGUCCAGCAGCCUACACACAGGACAGGAGAGCUCAUGGGGAAAGGGACACAGCUCACCCCCCUCCAGAAAUGCAGAUACCAAGACACAACUCAGUACUGCCCCCCAAAAAAGACCAAGAAGCCAAAUAAUGGAAUACCAUUUUGAAGGGAUGGAGAGAAGUAAUUCCAAAUUAACCAUGGCAAAUGCAGACAAGUUAUAUGAGGUGGGCCAAAAGCAUCAAUUCUUUUGGGCGUACAAAAGCUUUGCUGAAAAACUGACACUGCAGUUAACUGCAUCCAUACAGAACCCCCCUAAUACUUGGGCUGGGCUCCAUCUCGACAGACAGGGUGCCUUACCACAGAACACAAGAUGCGGCUACAGGAGUGUGCACGUGCCCAGCUUCUAACACCGUUAAGAGCCUAUUUCUGAGUCAGCACUUCACGUGACAAAAUAUAUUGCUUCACAUAAUAGCAUGACCUACAGAGCUACACAAGAUUGCUAGCCAAGAGAAAGCCGUCAUUCAAAAACCUAGUAUAAAGCUUGCACUUUAUGUCUUCACAAUGUUCUACUGUAUCAGCAUCUUUGCUAAUUAAGAUUUUCAUGUAGAUAUGCAGUUAUGUCCAUUUGAAUACAUAGGACACAUGCCAUAUACAAUUUGGCAACAAAAUAGCUUAUGACUGACAACCGGCUAACUAAAUUCCACCUAUAAAUGAAUUCACACCUUUAUUUAGAUUUGCCAAUUAAUGUCCACCAUCCCCCUAAAGUGUGGAUCAAAUCCUACACUCUACUGAAAUAGCUGAUGAAGUUCCCCACUGACUACAGGAUGUCAUCCUGAUUUGUCUCUUACUUGAGCAAAAUGAAACAGUACAACAGUACUUCAAGAAGAGGCAGCAAGUCCAUAUUCAAUGGGAGCACACCUUAAACACACCGAUGCCAAGUGUGCAAGCGUUGGAUUUUACCUACAGAGAAAAGAAAAAGAGGAAAUUUAGGAACGUGCCAAAUGUAAGUAAGUUUAUUUUCAUGUGUUCACAGCAGGAUAAUCUCCUGCUGCUCAGAAAUACUGUACAACAGGUUUACUAUCAUCUCUGAAUAAAGAUGGACACUGCUUUGUGCACUUA
This is a messenger RNA of Aquila chrysaetos chrysaetos, 2417 nucleotides long. RefSeq names its product protein phosphatase 1 regulatory subunit 1B-like. The coding region runs from base 163 to 516 and encodes 117 amino acids. The record is from RefSeq and is a predicted model, not a curated record. NCBI's taxonomy places the organism in Eukaryota, Metazoa, Chordata, Aves, Accipitriformes, Accipitridae. The transcript is spliced from 2 exons.